UUCCUUUCCACCUUCCUCUCUCUUCCCUUAAUUAUAUCUCCUCUUUCCCCCUUCUAUUCCUUCUUAUAAACUCACUACUUUUCAUAUCCAAAAACUCCAUUAAAACUUACUCAACAAAAAAGUGUGAAUAUUUCAAAAUCCCAAGUCUUAAGCCAUAUAUUAAGAGAAUUUAGCUAUUAUGUACAAGAAAAUGAAGAUUUCUUCUAUUUUCAAGAAAAGAGAAAUAGGGGCAACCAAUUGGCAAUGGCCAUCUUGUGCACAUCCCAAGACUCUAUCUUUUAGAGCAGACGACAAUAUUUUCAAGACUAUUAAUUCAGUCUUUUUUGAGCCUUUAGAUGGAAUUGAAACCUCAGAAUCUUGGUUCACAAAUUCCUCAUCAGAAUCAGCUAGCAUUUCAACAGAAUCUAAUGAAGAAUGCUUAAGAGGAGAUCAACCUUUGGAAAUGAUCAUAAAAGGGGUUAGAUCAGAAAGACUAUUUUUUGAGCCUGGUAAUACAAGUUCAAUAUUUCAAGAACCAAAACCAUGUAAAAAUCAAGAACAGGAAGAUGAAGAAGAAAAUAAAGAAGAUGAUUUGCCAUUUAAAGAGAGUAUAGUUUUGGCUAUGGAAUCAGAGGAUCCUUAUUUGGAUUUCAAGAAGUCAAUGAAAGAAAUGGUGGAAAGUCAAGGGAUUAAAGAUUGGGAAGAUUUACAAGAGUUAUUAGCAUGGUAUUUGAAGAUGAAUGGGAAAGUAAAUCAUGGAUUUAUUUUGAGUGCUUUUGUGGAUUUGCUUAUUGAACUUGCUGCCCCUACUGAUCCUACUACUUCUGAUAAUUCUAUUACUUCUUAUUCUUCUGUUGCUUCUUCAUCUUUCUCUUGCCCUUCUUCUCCUUUGUCUCUUGUUGGACAUAAGGAGAUUGAGGAGCAAGAAAAUGGAGAAGUCCCUUAGGCUCCAGUGUGAUUUUAUUUUUUUUGGUUUGAUUGUUCAGCAUACGAAAUCUGCUGAUCCGACUACUUCAGAUUCAUGCAGAAUAGUUCUAUUCUCUAUCGAAAGAAUUUUUCAUUUCCGAGAUGUCCGAGACCGUGUAAAUAAAUGGAGAGAUCAAAAUCAUUCCAAUA
This is a messenger RNA of Nicotiana tabacum (common tobacco), 1095 nucleotides long. Its product is annotated as transcription repressor OFP13-like. The record is from RefSeq and is a predicted model, not a curated record. NCBI's taxonomy places the organism in Eukaryota, Viridiplantae, Streptophyta, Magnoliopsida, Solanales, Solanaceae. Gene Ontology annotation, biological process: negative regulation of DNA-templated transcription.